UUAAAAGUGAUUUCAGUGUGGCUAUGAAAUUUAGAAGAGGCUUAUGUCUAAUGUGUAUUCAUUAUUUAUUUUUGCUUCUUAGAGGAAAUCCAAGAUCACAGCCUCACGCAAACUCCUUCUGAAGAGUUUGAUGCUGGCUAAAGCCAAAGAAGAAUGGGAACAAGAGCAAAUAGACAAACAAGGAGAGAAGGAGAGAUACUUGGCUGAGAGGAUCACUCCUUUGAGAACUAGCGGACUUUCAUUUGCCCAGCUCCAGGACCUAUGCAGGGAGCUUCAUGAGAAGGUAGACAUUGUAGAUGAGGAGAGAUACGACAUUGAAGCAAAAUGCAACCACAACACACGGGAGAUUAAAGACCUGAAAUUGAAAGUACUGGACCUUCGAGGAAAGUUCAAGCGUCCUCCCUUGAGGCGUGUCCGUGUCUCUGCAGAUGCCAUGCUAAGGGCUCUGCUGGGUUCUAAGCACAAAGUUUCCAUGGACUUGAGAGCCAACCUCAAAUCUGUCAAGAAGGAAGACACAGAGAAGGAACGUCCUGUGGAAGUGGGCGACUGGCGUAAGAAUGUGGAGGCCAUGUCAGGAAUGGAGGGAAGGAAGAAGAUGUUUGAUGCUGCUAAAUCUCCAACAGGGCAGUGAAAGGUCCUGCAUGGAAAGAUGAGGUACCUUCCCUAUGGUGCCUGAAUGCAUUUCCUUCCUUUCUUUUGCUCCUUGGUGCUUGUUCCUUCUUGCCAUACAUCUCCACACAUUAGCUGUAGAACUGCCACAUUUAUGGACAUUGUUUAAGGGUUGCUAUGAUUUGCAGCUCUUCACGAGCCCAUUAAACCAGCAGUGGAAACACACAGUCACUUGUUAGCAGUAGCCGAUUCAGUGAACAAUGCAGUUGUCCUGCAGUGCAGCAUUCCCUCCAGGGCCAUUUCACCUGUACUGAGGGCAUGGUAGUCCUGAUGACAAAUUUGUUAAUGUGCCAGGAGAAAAAGGAUAUUUUAACAUAGGUGAUUAUCCCACUACAACCAGAGAAGAUAUUCAGACCCAUAUAUUCUAUUAAUUGAACACAACUAAGAAUUUUCUUCUGGAAGUUUUGGUGACCUGUUCUUCUCAUCCAGAAAGUCUUUCUGCUCUCUCCACACCAGUUUGAUGUACAGUUUGGAAGAUGCAACCAUUGUUUCUUUCUGUUCAUUAAAAAUCAGCAGCAUCAAAAACAAAUGAAUAAAACCUAUAUUUCUUUGAA
This is a messenger RNA of Anolis carolinensis (green anole), 1223 nucleotides long. RefSeq names its product troponin I1, slow skeletal type (gene tnni1). Lineage: Eukaryota; Metazoa; Chordata; Lepidosauria; Squamata; Anolidae. Gene Ontology annotation, biological process: skeletal muscle contraction; cardiac muscle contraction. Gene Ontology annotation, cellular component: troponin complex. The transcript has 6 exons. The coding region runs from base 131 to 631 and encodes 166 amino acids. The record is from RefSeq and is a predicted model, not a curated record.